Messenger RNA from Penicillium salamii, 351 nucleotides. Lineage: Eukaryota; Fungi; Ascomycota; Eurotiomycetes; Eurotiales; Aspergillaceae. The record is from the annotation of a GenBank genome assembly.
AUGAAAUCGAAAGACAAGGCCCUAGGGAAAUUCGCAUCGCUAGGAAUCUGGUUUGACUCCACAGAAGGAGCAGAACAUAUGCUCCGCAGCGGUUUCGUCGUCAGUCAACACUACAUCCCUCAGGUAGAGCGAUGCGAGAUCAAGAAAAAGAGAUGUUUCCGGUGUCAACGGUUUGGACACCUGGCAUGGUCAUGCAAGGAAACCCCGCGGUGCGGACACUGUGCAGGUCAACACGAGCGGCAGCGCUGCCCACCAGGGAUCAGGGCCCGUUGCCUCGACUGUGGGGGUGAGCACGCUACCGGAGAUCGACGAUGUCUAACCCCCGCAACCUCUCACCCCAGCCAAUGUUAG